AUGACGGCAGAGGUGCAGCCAGCCCCGCGCGCGCAGCCCCCUCCCCCUCGCCCUCCCCCCCCUCCUCCUCCUCUUCCUCCUCCUCCUCCUCCUCCCGGCUCGUCGGCGGCGCAGAGCAGCGGCGGCAGCGGCGGCGGCAGCAGCCACCCGAUGUCUUCGGCGCCCGAGAAACAGCAGCCACCGCACGGCGGCGGCGUUGGCGGCGGCGGGGGAGGCGGCGCGGCCAUGGACCCCGCGUCGUCCGGCCCGUCCAAGGCCAAGAAGACGAACGCCGGCAUCCGGCGCCCGGAGAAGCCGCCCUACUCCUACAUUGCACUCAUCGUCAUGGCCAUCCAGAGCUCGCCCACCAAGCGCCUGACUCUCAGCGAGAUCUACCAGUUCCUGCAGAGCCGCUUCCCCUUCUUCCGCGGCUCCUACCAGGGCUGGAAGAACUCGGUGCGCCACAACCUCUCGCUCAACGAGUGUUUCAUCAAGCUGCCCAAGGGCCUCGGGCGGCCAGGCAAGGGCCACUACUGGACCAUCGACCCGGCCAGCGAGUUCAUGUUCGAGGAGGGCUCCUUUCGGAGGCGGCCCCGCGGCUUCCGAAGGAAAUGCCAGGCGCUCAAGCCCAUGUACAGCAUGAUGAACGGGCUGGGCUUCAACCACCUCCCGGACACCUACGGCUUCCAGAGCUCGGCCGGCGGCCUCUCCUGUCCGCCCAACAGUUUGGCGCUUGAAGGCGGCCUGGGCAUGAUGAAUGGCCACUUGCCGGGCAACGUGGACGGCAUGGCUUUGCCCAGCCACUCGGUGCCCCACCUGCCCGCCAAUGGCGGCCACUCGUACAUGGGAAGCUGUGGCGGCGCGGCAGCCGGCGAGUACCCUCACCACGACAGCUCGGUGCCCGCUUCCCCGCUGCUGCCCGCCGCUGGUGGGGUCAUGGAACCUCAUGCCGUCUACUCGGGCUCUGCGGCCGCUUGGCCGCCCUCGGCCUCCGCAGCGCUCAACAGCGGCGCCUCCUACAUCAAGCAGCAGCCCCUGUCCCCCUGCAACCCCGCAGCUAACCCCCUGUCCGGCAGCCUCUCCACGCACUCCCUGGACCAGCCCUAUCUGCACCAGAACAGUCACAACGCCCCAGCUGAGCUGCAAGGCAUCCCUCGGUAUCACUCCCAGUCGCCCAGCAUGUGUGACCGAAAGGAGUUUGUCUUCUCUUUCAACACCAUGGCGUCCUCCUCCAUGCACUCUGCCGGCAGCGGCUCCUACUACCACCAGCAGGUCACCUACCAAGACAUCAAGCCCUGUGUGAUGUGAGCCCAAGCCCGUGGGGCCCUCCCGGCACAGGCCGCCAAACAGGGACCUGGGAACCCAUCGCAAGAAACUGCUUUAUUCUCGAGGUAUAACCGUCGGCAGAAGAAAAGGGUUUGACCCCUCCCCAAUCGGAUUAUUUCAAAAGGAACCCCCAGGGCAAAGACACCGCGCAGUGGUCGGCACCUCCUCCCCCUAUUCCCUCAAAAUUAAGGAAAAAAAAAAAAAAUGAUGGCUGUAAGGCCUGAUCUGACUGCAGCUGUUGGUAAAUAAAUAUCUAUUUUUGUUCCGAUUGAAACCGGCUGAGAAGGUGCUGUGUUGGGGGAAAACCCUCAACAUCUAAACAAAAAUUCUGCUGAGGUCUCUCCCAGCCCUUAACCCUCCAGUGGAAAAAGCGGAGGGGGGAGAUUUUUUUUUUUUUUUUAGAAGAAAGGCAAACAUAUGAGACCAUCAUUAUCAAAUACUUUUAUUUUUUGGUUGAGUAUUUAUCUUUUUAUUUUUAACUUUUUUUUUUUUUUUGGAAAGAAUGUCUUGGAAUGCGCAAGUCUCUUUUUAGAGCCGUCUUUUGCAGGGAAGGGGGGCAAGACAUCGCCUUCUCCCUCCCCACCUCAAGUCCUGCAGCAGCCACAGGUGGAUGUGCGGACGACUUGCAUUUCUGAAGCCACUGUUCGUCUUGAAAAAGAAACACACGGAGCCCAGAAGCGGGCGGCUCUCCGGGCCUCUGCCAUCCCCCUCCGCCUUCCUCUCCUCCCUUCUCUGCAGUCUUUUUGGUUUUGUUUAGAGUUUUACUUGGACUUUUUCGGUGGGUGUUUUUCUCACGAGACCCGGCUGUCUCCCGACCUCUACUGUAAACUUUCUGGUGCGAAGCGAGGCGAACACACGCGACGCGGGGAUGGGGAAGGCCCGGCUAGCGCGCGAAUUCAGGAUUGCGGUGAAGGUUAAGGCACUUUUUAUAACUAUAGCAAGGCUCAUCCUGUUAUUUAUUCUUUCUUUCCCUAGUAAUCGAAACACCGCAUAGGCUCCUCUGUUUAUCAGUAUUAAUGGUGUAACUUUGUUGGCAAUAUUUGCCGCGUAGAAUUUUUUAGAUAUCCAUUGUAAAUUUGAAACAAAGUCCAAUUUGUGUAAAAACAAAUUCCCAUAUGUUUUAUAUAAAUAUAUAUAUAAAAUGAAGGACUACCCUCUCUUUUUUUUUCUAGUAUUUUGGCUGCUGGGAUGCAGCGUUUGUGACACGUAUUUUAAAUUUCCUUCUGCACUGUAUAAAAUGAUAAUUUGAGGAUGUUUUGCCUUUUGUGUAUUUUUU
Molecule: messenger RNA, 2581 nt
Organism: Molossus molossus (Pallas's mastiff bat)
Lineage: Eukaryota; Metazoa; Chordata; Mammalia; Chiroptera; Molossidae
Gene: FOXF1
Product: forkhead box F1
Exons: 2
Coding region: 1-1287 (428 amino acids)
Biological process (GO): animal organ morphogenesis; regulation of transcription by RNA polymerase II
Cellular component (GO): nucleus
Molecular function (GO): RNA polymerase II cis-regulatory region sequence-specific DNA binding; DNA-binding transcription factor activity, RNA polymerase II-specific
Source: RefSeq, a predicted model, not a curated record